Messenger RNA from Pleuronectes platessa (European plaice), 3713 nucleotides. RefSeq names its product alpha-1,3-mannosyl-glycoprotein 4-beta-N-acetylglucosaminyltransferase B (gene mgat4b). Lineage: Eukaryota; Metazoa; Chordata; Actinopteri; Pleuronectiformes; Pleuronectidae. Gene Ontology annotation, molecular function: acetylglucosaminyltransferase activity. The record is from RefSeq and is a predicted model, not a curated record. Gene Ontology annotation, biological process: protein N-linked glycosylation. Gene Ontology annotation, cellular component: Golgi stack; endoplasmic reticulum; endoplasmic reticulum-Golgi intermediate compartment.
GAGAUGUGGUGGAUAUCUACCAGAGGGAGUUUCUGGCGUUGAGGGAGCGCCUCCACUCCGCGGAGCAGGAGAACCUGCGUCGCUCUAAGGAGCUGAACCUGGUGCUGGAGGAGAUCAAGAGAGCCAUCGCAGAGAAGCAGGCGCUCAGAGACAUCAACCGGACCUGGAGCAGCCUGUCAGAGGAGACCAGGCUGAAGCUGUGGAAUGUGAGCAGCAGUAAAAACGUCCUGCAGCUUCCCUCCGUCUUCCAUCAUCUUCCUCACCUGCUGAACAGAGAGGACAGUCUGCAGCCCGCUGUGCACCUGGGACAGGGACGCACUGGAGUCUCCAUCGUGAUGGGCGUCCCCAGUGUGAAGCGGGAGGCCCACUCGUACCUGACCGACACCCUCAACUCCCUCAUGACCGAGCUCAGCGCCGCCGAGAAGGACGACUGCGUCAUCGUCGUCCUCAUCGCUGAGGCGGACCAACAGUACGCCGUCACUGUAGCAGACAACCUGAAGCGCCUUUUUCCAGUGGAGAUUCAGUCGGGUCUGUUGGAGGUCGUGUCUCCGUCCGUCCACUUCUACCCGGACUUCUCCCGACUCCGAGAGUCCUUCGGAGACCCAAAGGAGAGAGUGAGGUGGAGGACGAAGCAGAACCUGGACUACUGUUUCCUGAUGAUGUACGCUCAGACUAAAGGAACUUACUAUGUUCAGCUAGAGGACGACAUAGUCGCUCGUCCCAACUUCUUCACCACCAUGAAGAACUUUGCGUUGCAGCAGCCGUCAGACGAGUGGAUGAUCCUGGAGUUCUCUCAGCUCGGCUUCAUCGGAAAGAUGUUCAAGUCGUUGGACCUGUCGCUCAUCGUCGAGUUCAUGCUCAUGUUCUACAAGGACAAGCCCAUCGACUGGCUGCUGGACCACAUCAUGUGGGUCAAAGUGUGCAACCCAGAGAAGGACGCGAAACACUGCGACCGACAGAAGGCGAACCUGAGGAUCCGCUUCAAGCCGUCGCUCUUCCAACACGUCGGCACACACUCGUCUCUGGCCGGGAAGAUACAGAAGCUCAAGGAUAAGGACUUUGGGAAACAGACCCUGCACAAGGGUCACGCCAACCCGCUGGCCGAGGUGACCACCAGCCUGAAGACCUACCAGCACUUCACCCUGGAGAAGGCCUACCUGGGGGAGGACUUCUUCUGGGCCUUCACACCUGUCGCGGCCGAUUUCAUACGGAUACGAUUCUUCACACCUGUUCGCAUAGAGAGGUUUUUCUUUCGAAGCGGAAACAUCGAGCAUCCAGGAGACAAACUGUUCAACGUGUCAGUGGAGGUUCUGCCCUUCGACAAUAUUCAGGCAGACAAAGAGGCCUUGACGGACGGGAGGGAGAAAACACCAAAGUAUCACCGGACAGAAGACGGAUUUAUCAGAAUAGGAACGUUCCAGAAUGGGAUUGCAGAGGGGGAGGUGGACCCCACGUUCGGGCCCCUGGAGGCCAUGCGUCUCUCGGUGCUGACGGACUCUCCGGUCUGGGUGAUCCUCAGCGAGAUCUUUAUAAAGAAAGCAGAGUGAAGCCCCCCCCCCCCCCCAACCCCCCCUCUGUGAUACCUCAGAACCUCCAUGUUCAGAUGACCUGAUGGAGCCUCGUCAGAUGACGUCCUGCAUCUCCACCACGGGGCCACAGCGCCGCCGUCUGGCCACAACUCAUCAUCGCAGGGCUGAACAGACCAGAGACUGAAACCAAGAAAACACAGACAGGCUGACGAUGAUGAAGAUGAGGAAGAUGAAGAUGAUGAAGAUGAUGAUGAAGAUGAUGAUGGUGGUGAUUAGGAUGAUGAUGAUGAUGAUGAUGAUGAUGAUGAUUAGGAUGAUGAUGGUGGUGAUGAUGAUGAUGAUUAGGAUGGUGAUGGUGAUGAUGAUGAUUAGGAUUAUGAAGAUGAAGAUGAUGGUGAUGAUUAGGAUGAUGAAGAUGACGGUGAUGAUGAUAAGGAUGAUGAUGAAGAUGGUGGUGAUGAAGAUGAUCCUCUCAGAUGAAGCUGUAAUUAAUCCUGAUGUAUUUAUGUGUACAUACAUACAAGGUAAAUGUUAAACACUGGUUGUCAUGGAGAAAAUGAAUGAUGAUGAUACUGCUGCUGCUUCCAAUGUCAAAGCCCCCCCCCCCCCCCCAGUAAACACGUAUGUGCAGAUAUGCAUAGACCUGUAGACGCUCUCAUGUGAACAACCUCUCCGUGUGUUGAUGUGCGUCUCUAGUUGCUCGGGUCUCGUUUUCCCUCCAUCGUGAGCGAUUUGCCUUAAAGACGAAGAGCAGGUGUUCGAUUAACAGAAGCAGCCCGGACUGGAGCGGCUGAUUACCCAGAAUCCUCGGCCCCUCAAACCAUGUGACUUCAAACUACUGACGACGACAGACGACGAUUCGCUUUGAUACAAAAUCUCUUUUUAUUUGAACUCAGUCCAUGUCACUGACGACUGCUCUGUACCUUUCUACUCUACUCUAUUCUAUACUCUACUCUGAAGUUCUCUGCUCUCCACUGUACUGUUCUCUCUGCUGUACUCUACUCUACUUACUCUCUUCUAUACUCUACUCUGAAGUUCUCUGCUCUCUACUGUACUGUUCUCUCUGCUGUACUCUACUCUACUUACUCUCUUCUAUACUCUACUCUGAAGUUCUCUACUCUCUACUGUACUGUUCUCUCUGCUGUACUCUACUCUACUUACUCUCUUCUAUACUCUACUCUGAAGUUCUCUGCUCUCUACUGUACUGUUCUCUCUGCUGUACUCUACUCUACUUACUCUCUUCUAUACUCUACUCUGAAGUUCUCUACUCUCUACUGUACUGUUCUCUCUGCUGUACUCUACUCUACUCUCUUCUAUACUCUACUCUGAAGUUCUCUGCUCUCUACUGUACUGUUCUCUCUGCUGUACUCUACUCUACUUACUCUCUUCUAUACUCUACUCUGAAGUUCUCUACUCUCUACUGUACUGUUCUCUCUGCUGUACUCUACUCUACUCUCUUCUAUACUCUACUCUGAAGUUCUCUGCUCUCUACUGUACUGUUCUCUCUGCUGUACUCUACUCUACUUACUCUCUGCUCUCCUCUGAAGUUCUCUACUCGACUGUACUCUACUCUGCUCUACUCCUUUUAAAUAUUUAACUAUAAAUUGCUGUACUCUACUGUACUUCACAGUACUCCGAUGUACGUUAAUGGAUUCUACAGUACUCUGGUGUACUUCAUUGUGCUUAACUGUAUUAUGCAGUACUCUGUAGUACUCUUCAGUACUCUGGUGUACUCUCCUGUACUGUAGUUUUGCAGUCUGUUGCAGAAACACUGAUUCACAUCUUUUCCUCCUGUUUCAGUCUCAUUGACGUGUUAGAGGUUAAUAAUAAUGAUUUCUACAUGUUUCUCACCGAAGUUAUUCGCAGGAACAAAAUGGUUCAUUUGAGGAAGUGAUUUAUUUUUUUAUUCCUUGAAAACUUUGUUCAGACUCAGAUUCAGCUUCUUGUCCAAGGCGCUCUUCAUUCCUCCACUCGGGGCUCAGAUGGAAAACAGGCCGAGCAGAACUAUGAAGUGAACUGAGUUUCUCCGAGCGUCAGGAAAACCUCUUUUCUUUGUAGGAUGCACUGGAAUGCAUUGCUAUAAUCUUGUGUUUGUCUUUUGUAUCCUUUAGAUAAACUCUAUUUAAAUGAUCUCAAACUUCUGUCUGAUCUGUGAAUUGUUAAUAAAGACAGAAAUUGAAAUGA